Messenger RNA from Cryptomeria japonica (Japanese cedar), 342 nucleotides. RefSeq names its product pentatricopeptide repeat-containing protein At4g02750-like. Bases 1 to 342 code for a protein of 113 amino acids. Lineage: Eukaryota; Viridiplantae; Streptophyta; Pinopsida; Cupressales; Cupressaceae. The record is from RefSeq and is a predicted model, not a curated record. Gene Ontology annotation, biological process: RNA modification. Gene Ontology annotation, molecular function: RNA binding. The transcript has a single exon.
AUGACAGAACACCUUUUUAAGAUGGAACCUGAUAAUAUUGGGUGUUACGUUUUACUCUCAAAUAUCUAUGCUGGGGCUGGUAGGUGGGAUGAUGUUGCAAAGUUGAGAUCAGUAAUGAAAGACAUUGGAUUGAAAAAAGAUCCAGAUGUAGUUGGAUUGAGGCUGGCAUUUCAUAUGGGAGACAAAUCACAUCCCCAAUUUGAGAUUAUAAAUGCAACGCUGGAGGACUUGGCCGGGCAGAUGAUGAAGGGUGUGUAUGCCAUUAAUACAAACUUUGUGCUCCAUGAUCUGGAAGAGGAAGAGAUGGAACCACGAUACAAUCCUGGACGGAAUAAAAUAUGA